This is a messenger RNA of Fulmarus glacialis (Northern fulmar), 702 nucleotides long. RefSeq lists its product as uncharacterized. Lineage: Eukaryota; Metazoa; Chordata; Aves; Procellariiformes; Procellariidae. The record is from RefSeq and is a predicted model, not a curated record.
AUGCCGUCUAGUCCUUUCACCAUCUUUGUUGCCUAUCCUUCUCAUAUUGUGGAGCCCAAAACUGCACCUACCAAGGGAACUGCAGAGGUUGAUGAAGGUCAAGCGCUCUCAAAAAAGGCUGGACAAAAAGAUGCUGCUUUACUUUAUGAGAGUUCAUAUGGCAAAGAAGUACAAGCCAGCGAUAAUACAAGGCACAUAUCUCGCCAACAGAUAAUGUGUGGCCAGCAGGAGGAGGGAGGUGAUUGUGCCCCUAUACUCAGCACUGGUGAGGCCGCACCUCGAAUCCUGUUCAGUUUUGGGCCCCUCACGACAAGAAGGACAUUGAUGCUGGAGCGUGUCCAGAGAAGGGCAACGAAGCUGGUGAAGGGUCUAGAGAACAAGUCUGAUGAGGAGCGGCUGAGGGAACUGGGGCUGUUUAGCCUGGAGAAGAGGAGGCUGAGGGAAGACCUCAUCGCGCUCUACAACUACCUGAAAGGAGGUUGUAGCGAGGUGGGGGUUGGUCUCUUCUCCCAAGUAACAAGCGAUAGGACAAGAGGAAAUGGCCUCAAGUUGCACCAGGGGAGGUUUAGAAUGGAUAUUAGGAAAAAUUUCAUCAAAAGGGUUGUCAAGCCUUGGAACAGGCUGCCCAGGGAAGUGGUGGAGUCACCAUCCCUGGAGGUAUUUAAAAGACGUGUAGAUGUUGCACUUAGGGACAUGGUUUAG